Hyaena hyaena (striped hyena) is the source of this 336-nucleotide messenger RNA. RefSeq names its product NADH dehydrogenase [ubiquinone] 1 alpha subcomplex subunit 3-like. The transcript has a single exon. Bases 22 to 276 code for a protein of 84 amino acids. Lineage: Eukaryota; Metazoa; Chordata; Mammalia; Carnivora; Hyaenidae. The record is from RefSeq and is a predicted model, not a curated record. Gene Ontology annotation, cellular component: mitochondrial inner membrane.
GCCGCUGCUGCAGAGACCAAGAUGGCCAAGAGACUCACCGCCUUCCUCAAGGAUGUCUGGGCCAAGGAGCCGGUGCUGGUCGCGUCCUUCACUAUCGGGGACCUCGCUAUAAUUCUGCCCACCAUCAGCCCCUUCACCAAAUACACCACCAUGAUCAACCAGGUCACGCCCUACACCUAUCCAGUGCCCCUCCGAGAUGAUGGGAACAUGUCUGACGUGCCCAGCCACCCCCAGGACCCAGAGGGUCCAAGCUUGGAGUGGCUGAAGAAACUGUGAGCACCUCCGGUGAUGUGGAGGAGGCCCCCUCCCCUGUGGCCAAUAAAAUGUGAAAAGCGA